Emiliania huxleyi CCMP1516 is the source of this 1197-nucleotide messenger RNA. RefSeq lists its product as hypothetical. NCBI's taxonomy places the organism in Eukaryota, Haptophyta, Isochrysidales, Noelaerhabdaceae. The transcript has 6 exons. The record is from RefSeq and is a predicted model, not a curated record. The coding region runs from base 1 to 1197 and encodes 398 amino acids.
AUGGCCGAGCCGCGUGCUCGCCUCCUCUCCCUCGCGACGCUUCACGAGCCGCAUCCGUUUGGCCAGCACGCUUCCAUCUGCCCACCGAAUCGCGCCGCGCUCCUUCUGUGGAGCGCGCAGGCCGUUCCGCUCGCCUCCGCCAUCAGCAAGACUGCCAGGCGACCGGUGGACAUCCGCCUCUUCACGCGCUGCCUCGAGGAGAGCGAUGGGGCGCAUCUCUCCUCCGAGGGCGUCGCGGUGGUCGUGCACAACACCUACCGCCCGGCACUGGUCCAAGCGGUGAAGGCGCUGGCCGCGGCGCGAUUGCAGCCGGAGGAGGGAGGCGGGCUGAAGUUUGGGCAAGCAUGGUACUGGACCACGCUGCUCAAGUGGCAGAUCAUGGCGCUGACGGGCGCCGAGGCGCCUCUCCGAGGACACUGGACACCGCGCACCGAGCGCGUGGGCAUCCUGCCGUUCCUCAAGCAGGACGACUGGGGUGUCAUGGUCGGCGUGGGCAUCGACCAGGGCUUCUUCUACUACUUUUUCCGGGCGCGCCGUGACCACACAGAGACGGGGCAGUGGACUCGCCUCGCCGCUCCGCAUCACUACUCCGAUGCAAUCCCGCCUGGCGCUGUCAGCGAGCGUACAACGUUUGGCACUACGCAGGGGGGUGUAAGCCCUACGAAUGCAUCCAAAGAGGCAAAGCGUGCGCAAGCCAAGACAAGAGGGGCGGGCUGGUUGAAGCAGGUAAAGGAGGCGCGCAUCACCGCAGCCACCGUCUCGUGGUCGCUGCGCGCCUCGGCCGCCAUCGCCAGUCUGGUCGGCAAGCUUCCCCUAGAGGCUUCGUUGCGGCUACGGGCGGAGAGCAGCGCCGCAUUCCUGGCCGUUGGGCUGCGCUGCUUCGCGCAAAGCUUUGCACGCUACACCCUUCGCCAUUUCACCGAGCGCGAGGUGGUGCCCAAUGCCUCGGUGCGGCAGGUGCUGCUCCACGCGGCCCCGGAGGCGGAGGCGGCGCUCGACUUGCUGCAAGACGCGGAGCACUCCCUCGCCGUCCUUGGUCGACAGGCGGCCGAGGCACAGGGCGGCGGACGGAACGAGAGCGAGGGGGCUGCGGCGAGAACGGGCGGCGGCCCGCAGAGCCCAGAGCGGGUAGACGUUGGGAGAGAUGAGGCUCGUGACAGUGUAGAACUCUACACGGUCUACGGCUCACACUUGUAA